AUGAAGAGCUUGCGCACGCGCGUGGACUCAUAUCGCAACGAUGAUAGACCUUGGAUCGCUUAUCCCAUGAGCUUCCUCUACACUACCUGGGCCGUCCUCGCCAGCAACUAUGUCAAUGUCCUGCUUGUCUUCGUCCCUGUUGGUAUUGUCCUCGGAGCUCUGGGCAUGAACCCUACCGCCGUUUUCGUUGUCAACUUCCUGGCUAUUGUUCCUCUUGCUGCUCUCCUGAGUUUUGCUACCGAAGAGCUCAGCGUGAAGCUGGGCCAGACAAUCGGUGGUCUCAUGAACGCAACCUUUGGAAACGCUGUCGAAUUGAUCGUCUCGAUCGUUGCUCUGCAAAAGGGCGAAAUCCGUAUUGUUCAGGCCAGUAUGCUCGGCAGUAUUCUCUCCAACAUCCUCCUCGUCCUUGGCUGCUGUUUCCUCUGUGGUGGCUGGAGACACCAGGAGCAGUCUUUCAACUCGACCGUUGCUUCGACCAUGUCCUCGUUGAUGGCAGUCGCGUCUGCUUCCUUGAUCAUCCCCGCCACUCUUUACGCCGCCCUGGCCAACUCCAAGGAGCGCACUGACGACAACAUCCUCAUUCUUUCUCACGGCACUGCUAUCAUCAUGCUUAUCCUUUACUGUCUCUACCUCUUCUUCCAGCUCAAGACUCAUGCCAACCUGUUCGAUGAGGAGCAGCAAGAUGGAGAGGAAGGCAAGGAGCCCGAGGUCCUGAAGCCUAUCCCCGCAGCCAUCGCACUCGUCAUAAUUACUGUUGCCGUUGCUGUCUGUGCCGAGUAUCUGGUAGACUCGAUUGAUGCCAUUGUUGAAGAGGCGCACAUCUCGAAGACAUUUAUUGGUCUGAUUCUCCUGCCCAUUGUCGGCAACGCCGCAGAACACGUCACAGCAUGUGUUGUUGCAUACAAGAACAAGAUGGACCUUGCAAUUGGUGUUGCCAUCGGGUCGUCGCUCCAGAUUUCUCUGUUUGUCACUCCUUUCCUUGUUCUUCUUGGUUGGGCUAUGGGACAGCCCAUGACUCUGCACUUCCAGAUGUUCGAGACUGUCGUCUUCUUUGUCAGUGUGCUCGUGGUUAACUACCUGAUUGCUGAUGGAAAGAGCAACUACCUCGAAGGGGCCAUGUGCAUUGGUACAUACAUCAUCAUUGCUCUGGCUAUGUGGGUCUACCCUGACGAUGCUGGCGACCCGAUCUCUAAGCCUAAGCUCUUCUAA
Molecule: messenger RNA, 1209 nt
Organism: Aureobasidium melanogenum CBS 110374
Lineage: Eukaryota; Fungi; Ascomycota; Dothideomycetes; Dothideales; Saccotheciaceae
Product: calcium/proton exchanger
Exons: 2
Coding region: 1-1209 (402 amino acids)
Biological process (GO): calcium ion transmembrane transport; intracellular calcium ion homeostasis
Cellular component (GO): fungal-type vacuole membrane
Molecular function (GO): calcium:proton antiporter activity
Source: RefSeq, a predicted model, not a curated record